Ambispora leptoticha is the source of this 1845-nucleotide messenger RNA. NCBI's taxonomy places the organism in Eukaryota, Fungi, Glomeromycota, Glomeromycetes, Archaeosporales, Ambisporaceae. The record is from the annotation of a GenBank genome assembly.
AUGGCGGCAACUCCAUCACCUAUUGCACAAUUUCCGCCUCCUCCUCCUAAUUAUCCGCCUAAUUAUCCCCCCUACCCCCCUAUGCCGAAUAUGCAGACUCAGACUCCCCAUAAGCAAGAGAGUCCUCCACAAACUCAUCGGGUACUAGAGUUGGCAUUGAAUAAAAGAAGAAAAACUCAGAUGGUAGUUGGGAUAGAUUUUGGAACGACAGAAAGUGGAUUUGCUUUUUGUCCUCGACCUAUGAACAAUGAACAAAUAAAUAUUAACAAUAUCGAGACAAAUUCUACAUGGCCUGGACGUUAUGGACAAUUCAAGACGAAUACUGCAUUAGAGUAUGACAGUAAUUGGAAUGUCACAAAUUGGGGUUAUCCAGCGUUAUCACAAAAACCAGUUUUGAAAAAUAAAGGUCAAGAUCAAGUAAAGGAUAAAAAACCGGUAGAAUUGUUUAAAUUACAUUUAGGUGAUAUCCCGGAAGAUGAGAAGCCAAUUUUACCGGCCGGAUUAAGUUAUCAGAAAGCAAUCACGGAUUAUCUUCGUGAGCUUGGAAAAAUGAUCAAAGCCAGAUUGGAGCAAAAUUGGCCAAAUCUUGAUUUCUACAAAGAUGUGGAAAUUGUAAUAACUGUACCUGCGGAAUUCAUUGAAAACACAAAAUCUGUUAUGCGAAAAUGUGCUUUUGAAGCGGGAUUAAUAAAUAAUCAACAUUCAGAAAAUUUAACAUUCACCACAGAACCGGAAGCAGCAGCCAUUUAUUGUCUACAUUACGUUAACAACUACCACUUAAGGGAUAACGAACCGUAUAUGAUCGUGGAUUGUGGAGGUGGUACAGUAGAUUUAACAACAAGAAUAUUAUUGCCAGGAAGACAGAUUGGUGAAGUUACGAUGCGUACAGGGGGUUAUUGUGGGAGCACUUAUGUUGAUAGGGAAUUCUUAAAAUUUUUGGCCCGAAAAAUUGGAAUAGCAACAGUUCGUAGUCUACAAGAUAAUCACUACAAUCAGCUACAAUAUUUGAUUCAAGAUUUCUUCGUGCGACAAAUAAAAAUAGCAUUUACGGGUAAUCGGCAGGAUUACACAACAAAAUAUUUGGAUAUUGACGAGUACUGUCCCGCCUCGUUACAAUAUGUCACCUCACAACUGCGACCGCAGCUAGAACAGGAUCAAUGGCGAAUUCCGCUUGAUUUUGAUGCCGUAGAAUCAAUGUUCCGGCCGGUUGUGGAUGGCAUCAUCUCGUUGAUCCAGAAACAGAUUGAUGCUUCACCAGUUAGAUGUCAGGCGAUAUUUUUAUGUGGUGGCUUCGGGGAAUCACCGUAUUUGUUAAAAAAAGUGAAGGAAAGAUUUGAAUCGCCAUCAACGAUGAUUUGUGCACCGCAUCAGGCUGUUACCGCUAUCGUUCGUGGUGCUGUUUUAGUAAGCAUUAAUGAGAGUUCUGUGAAAUCACGUGUAUUAAAAUGGACAUACGGCAUAGAAUGUUACAGACAAUGGGACCGAAACAAAGAUAGUCUUUCACGUAGAGAACCAGAUGGCCGCGUAAGAGCAUUCGACAAAUUAGCAACGUGUGGAGAUAAAGUAGACGUCAAUCAAGAAUUCAAAAAUAAGUAUUCUACAAAUCAUCCUAACCAGACGCGUGUCUCGUUUCCUGUAUAUACUACAAGUAAUGAAAAUGAGUUAUACUGUGAUGGGUUGACACGGUUGGGACUAUUGGAGAUAGAUAUUCCACUAGAUCCUCAAAGACGAAAACAAGAUAUAGAAUUUUCUUUAUUUUUUGGGCAAAUGGAGAUUCAAGCAACGGCACGUGUUCUGCGAACAAAUCAGAUGUGUCAUACUACGCUUAGAUUCGAUCAGGAUUAA